ACUCAGGUAUGACCAAGUCCAAGCCUUCCAAAUAGACCAGUGUCCACCUCGAAGCUGCAACCAAGAAGCCCACUGUGUCUUUGAUCUUUUACCUUAAUGCAUUGUGAAUAAAGGCAACUUGGAAUUCUUCCUCCAGACGCCUCGAGUGCCCAGAGACAGUCUUGAAAGAAGGAGAAUUGGAGGCCAGGGGUAGUGGUGACAAUAGCAAAAGCCAACAGAACAGCUGUGCUGACAAAGGGGGAUAGAGGCGCGAGAAGGGGCGUCGGGCGUCUUGGAGGAGUGCGCCCACCACAGGCAGGCGGGCCCGGCAAACGAGGUGGCCUGUGUGGACCACUCCUUGGCACCAUGGUUGGAUUCCUCUGGGUCUUCUUCCCAGCGAUCUUCUUGGAGGUAACCCUUCUCCCCAGAAAGCCGGGAAGGAGAGUGCUGCUGGCGGGAGCCUCCUCUCAGCGCUCCGUGGCCAGAAUGGACGGCGAUGUCAUCAUUGGGGCCCUGUUCUCUGUCCACCACCAGCCUCCCGCUGAGAAGGUGCCCGAGAGGAAGUGCGGGGAGAUCCGAGAGCAGUAUGGCAUCCAGAGGGUGGAGGCCAUGUUCCACACCCUGGACAAGAUCAACGCGGACCCGGCGCUGCUGCCCAACAUCACGCUGGGCAGUGAGAUCCGGGAUUCCUGCUGGCACUCUUCCGUGGCCCUGGAGCAGAGCAUUGAGUUCAUCCGGGAUUCACUGAUUUCCAUCAGAGACGAGAAGGAUGGGCUCAACCGGUGCCUCCCAGACGGCCAGCCCCUCCCUCCAGGCAGGACUAAGAAGCCCAUCGCGGGCGUGAUCGGCCCGGGCUCCAGUUCCGUGGCCAUUCAAGUGCAGAACCUGCUCCAGCUCUUCGACAUCCCUCAGAUUGCUUACUCCGCCACGAGCAUCGACCUGAGUGACAAAACUUUGUACAAGUACUUCCUGAGGGUGGUGCCGUCUGACACUUUACAGGCAAGGGCGAUGCUUGACAUAGUCAAGCGUUACAACUGGACCUAUGUCUCUGCAGUCCACACAGAAGGGAAUUAUGGAGAGAGUGGCAUGGACGCUUUCAAAGAGCUGGCUGCCCAGGAAGGCCUCUGCAUCGCCCAUUCAGACAAAAUCUACAGCAAUGCUGGCGAGAAGAGCUUUGAUCGUCUCCUGCGCAAGCUCAGAGAGCGGCUCCCCAAGGCCAGAGUGGUGGUCUGCUUCUGUGAAGGCAUGACGGUCCGAGGGCUCCUGAGUGCCAUGCGGCGCCUGGGCGUGGUGGGCGAGUUCUUACUCAUUGGCAGUGAUGGCUGGGCAGACAGAGAUGAAGUCAUUGAAGGCUAUGAGGUGGAAGCCAACGGGGGAAUCACCAUAAAGCUGCAGUCUCCAGAAGUCCGCUCCUUCGAUGAUUAUUUCCUGAAACUGAGGCUGGAAACUAACACAAGGAAUCCCUGGUUCCCUGAGUUCUGGCAACAUCGGUUCCAGUGCCGCCUACCGGGACACCUUCUGGAAAAUCCCAAUUUUAAAAAAGUCUGCACAGGCAAUGAAAGCUUAGAAGAGAACUAUGUCCAGGACAGUAAAAUGGGAUUUGUCAUUAAUGCCAUCUACGCCAUGGCACAUGGACUCCAGAACAUGCACCACGCCCUCUGUCUGGGCCACGUGGGCCUCUGUGAUGCCAUGAAGCCCAUUGAUGGCCGGAAGCUGCUGGACUUCCUCAUCAAGUCCUCCUUCGUUGGUGUGUCUGGAGAAGAGGUGUGGUUUGAUGAGAAAGGCGAUGCUCCUGGAAGGUAUGACAUCAUGAAUCUGCAAUAUACUGAUGCUAAUCGCUAUGACUAUGUCCAUGUUGGAACAUGGCAUGAAGGAGUGCUGAACAUUGAUGAUUACAAAAUCCAGAUGAACAAGAGUGGAAUGGUACGGUCUGUGUGCAGUGAGCCUUGCUUAAAGGGUCAGAUUAAGGUCAUACGGAAAGGGGAAGUAAGCUGCUGCUGGAUUUGUACCACCUGCAAGGAGAAUGAAUAUGUGCAAGACGAGUUCACCUGCAAAGCUUGUGACUUGGGGUGGUGGCCCAACACAGACCUUACAGGCUGUGAACCCAUUCCUGUCCGCUAUCUCGAGUGGAGCAACAUAGAAUCCAUCAUCGCCAUCGCCUUCUCGUGCCUGGGCAUCCUCGUGACGUUGUUUGUCACCCUCAUCUUUGUGCUGUACCGGGACACGCCAGUGGUCAAGUCCUCCAGUCGGGAACUCUGCUACAUUAUCCUCGCUGGCAUCUUCCUGGGCUACGUGUGUCCUUUUACACUCAUCGCCAAACCAACCACCAUGUCCUGCUACCUCCAGCGCCUCCUGGUCGGCCUCUCUUCUGCCAUGUGCUACUCUGCUCUAGUGACCAAAACCAACCGCAUUGCGCGCAUUCUCGCGGGCAGCAAGAAGAAGAUCUGCACUCGGAAGCCCAGGUUCAUGAGUGCCUGGGCGCAGGUCAUCAUUGCCUCCAUUCUCAUCAGCGUGCAGCUCACCCUGGUGGUAACCUUGAUCAUCAUGGAGCCCCCCAUGCCCAUCCUGUCCUACCCCAGCAUCAAGGAAGUCUACCUGAUCUGCAACACCAGCAACCUGGGGGUGGUGGCCCCUUUGGGCUACAACGGACUCCUUAUCAUGAGCUGUACCUAUUAUGCCUUCAAGACCCGCAACGUGCCCGCCAACUUCAACGAGGCCAAGUACAUCGCCUUCACCAUGUACACCACCUGCAUCAUCUGGCUGGCGUUUGUGCCCAUUUACUUUGGGAGCAACUACAAGAUCAUCACGACCUGCUUUGCAGUGAGCCUCAGUGUGACGGUCGCCCUGGGGUGCAUGUUCACACCCAAGAUGUACAUCAUCAUUGCCAAGCCCGAGAGAAACGUCCGCAGUGCCUUCACCACGUCGGACGUUGUCCGCAUGCAUGUUGGCGAUGGCAAGCUGCCCUGCCGCUCCAACACCUUCCUCAACAUCUUCCGAAGAAAGAAGCCAGGGGCGGGGAAUGCCAAGAAGAGGCAGCCAGAAUUCUCGCCCACCAGCCAAUGUCCGUCGGCACAUGUGCAACUUUGAAAACCCCCACACACUGCAGUGAAUGUUUCUAAUGGCAAGUCUGUGUCAUGGUCUGAACCAGGUGGAAGACAGGUGCCCAAAGGUCAACAUAUGUGGCACCGCCUCUCUGUGCACGUGAAGACCAAUGAGACGGCCUGCAACCAGACAGCCGUCAUCAAGCCCCUCACUAAAAGUUACCAAGGCUCAGGCAAGAGCCUGACCUUUUCAGAUACCAGCACCAAGACCCUGUACAACGUGGAGGAGGAGGACACCGAGCCGGUCCGCUUCAGCCCCCCAAGCAGCCCCUCCAUGGUGGUGCACCGGCGCGUGCCAGCUGGGGUGACCACCCCGCCCCUUCCAACCCACCUGACCGCAGAGGAGACCCCCCUCUUCCUAGCAGACCCUGUCAUCCCCAAGGGCCUGGGUCCUGCCCUCCAGCAACAGCCCCCACAGAAAUCCCUGGUGGACCAGCUGCAGGGCGUGGUCAACAACUUCAGUCCCGGGAUCCCGGACUUCAACGCGGUGCUCGCGGUCCCCGGGGGCCUGGGCAAUGGGGUGCGGUCCCUGUACCCACCCCCGCCGCCCCCUCAGCACCUGCAGAUGCUCCCACUGCAGCUGAGCCCCUUCGGGGACGAGCCCGUGUCCCCCCCAGCGGAGGACGAGGAUGACAGCGAGCGCUUCAAGCUUCUGCAAGAGUAUGUGUAUGAGCGUGAGGGCAACACGGAGGAAGACGAGCUGGAGGAGGAGGAGGAGGACCUGCCCGGGGCCAGCAAGCUGACCCCCGAGGACUCGCAGGCCCUCACACCCCCCUCGCCCUUCCGAGACUCGGUGGCCUCGGGCAGCUCGGUGCCCAGCUCCCCAGUGUCCGAGUCGGUGCUCUGCACACCUCCCAACGUGUCCUACGCCUCUGUCAUCCUGAGGGACUAUAAGCAGAGCUCUUCCACCCUGUA
Messenger RNA from Elephantulus edwardii (Cape elephant shrew), 3995 nucleotides. It is a transcript of the gene GRM1, whose product is annotated as glutamate receptor, metabotropic 1. Gene Ontology annotation, biological process: regulation of synaptic transmission, glutamatergic; G protein-coupled glutamate receptor signaling pathway. NCBI's taxonomy places the organism in Eukaryota, Metazoa, Chordata, Mammalia, Macroscelidea, Macroscelididae. The transcript is spliced from 10 exons. The record is from RefSeq and is a predicted model, not a curated record. Gene Ontology annotation, cellular component: postsynaptic density membrane. Bases 346 to 3066 code for a protein of 906 amino acids. Gene Ontology annotation, molecular function: G protein-coupled receptor activity involved in regulation of postsynaptic membrane potential; adenylate cyclase inhibiting G protein-coupled glutamate receptor activity.